AUGGCUUUCCGCUACCUCAUCUCAUUCUGCGCUUUGUUGGCCUAUGCCAAUGCUGGUCUCUUGGCCGUAGCUAAUCCCUCAUUGGAUGCAGUGGCCGCCACCCAGCAGAAUGUGGUCCGCUCCUUCGCCGGCACAGUGUCCAGCUACUCCAAGGCAGUGGAUACCCCAUACUCAAGUGUCCGCAAGACAGACACCCGCAUCCAGAACAAUGUCUAUACGCCAGCCAUUGCCAAGACCACCUAUGCUGCUGCUGCUCCUUUGUAUACCCAAGCCACACCAGUGGUGGCCAAGACUCUGGUCCAUGCAGCGCCGGCUCCUGUUAUUGAGAAGACUGUGUAUGCUGCCCCAGCUCCAGCUGUCCACUAUGCUGCUCCUGCUCCAGUGCUGGCCAAGACAGUGUACUCUGCCCCGGCACCAGCUGUGAUUGCCAAGACAUAUGCCGCUCCAGCUGUCCACUAUGCUGCUCCCGCUCCAGCUGUCCACUAUGCUGCUCCCGCUCCAGUUGUGGCCAAGACUGUCUAUGCUGCUCCUGCCCCAGUUGUGGCCAAGACUUACUACUCUGCUCCCGCUCCAGUUGUGGCCAAGACAGUGUACUCUGCCCCCGCUCCAGUUGUUGCUGCCCCAGUGUCUUAUGCCGCUCCUGUUGCUGCCACUACCAAUGUGAACUAUGGUCCUUCAGCUACCACCUAUUCGCACAAUGCUCCCGCUCUUGGCGUCUCCAGCUAUGGCAGUGCCCAGACAGUGCAUUACUCACCAGCCGAGAGUGUAUCUCACAUGAGCUUCGAUGGCUUUGGCACCCACUGGGGUUUCUAGGUCACCUGGUCACGCCCCCCCAAGCUCCUACCGCAUUGUUUGUUAAACCUUCUUGUUAAU
This is a messenger RNA of Drosophila willistoni, 873 nucleotides long. RefSeq names its product cuticle protein 16.5. NCBI's taxonomy places the organism in Eukaryota, Metazoa, Arthropoda, Insecta, Diptera, Drosophilidae. Bases 1 to 813 code for a protein of 270 amino acids. The transcript has a single exon. The record is from RefSeq and is a predicted model, not a curated record.